AUGUCGAUAAACAAAAUAAAGAUUAAGCAAGUGCCUACUAGUUUCCGUACAACCUUGGGAGUACCAGAACCAUGUACGUACCGCAUUCUGACUGUUGUAAUGAACAGAGUGAAACGGUCAAGGGCGAAGGGCCUGAAGAGGGGACCCUAUAACGUGGAGAAAAAACCUCGAAAAUCCAGGCGGAAGACUCCCUUGAAAACGGCCGUGGAACCGAUGCUCCUCGAAGAAGCCCUCCAGUGUAAAUAUUGCCCUGAAACCUACAAUAACAACGUGGAUUUCGCGCUGCAUUCGAUACUCCACAACGAGGACGAGCAAUACUCUUGCCACCUGUGCAACUUCACGCUGAAGUCAAAGUACAGGUUCGAAAAACACGUGCGGGCUCACGAAGGCACCAAUUUGUACAAGUGCGAGAUCUGCGACAAACCUUUUAAAAUAGGCACGCACGCCUUGGAGCACGUAUACUUCCACAACGGAGAGAAACCCUUCCAGUGCGAGAUCUGCGGAAAACACUUCAUGUACUCCAGACUGCUGAGCGCUCAUAGGAGGCUAUCCCACUACGAAAUACUCACGGGUAAACCCCUGGUGAAGUACGACUGCAAGAUCUGCAAGAAACACUACGAGUCUUACCCGGGUCUGCAGAGGCACAUGUACAGCAAACACAACGAAGCUGGGGUGGACAAGUCCGUGAUGUGCGACGUAUGUGGGAAGAAGAUCAAGAACAAGGACAAGCUCAAGUUCCACCUGAGGAUACACACGGGCGAUAAGCCGUUUUCGUGCGUGGUGUGCGGCAGGAGGUUCGCGAAAAAGGACCUCUUGCAGGCCCACAUGCCCGUGCACACCGGGGAAAAACCGUUCUCGUGUAAAGUCUGUGGGAAGACGUUCGCGCAUCGAGCGCCGCUGUGGUACCACAGGAAGACGCAUACGGGGGAGAGGCCCAACGUUUGCCCCAUCUGCGGUAAGGGUUUCAUCUCCAAGCCCGCCAUGUAUAACCACGUGAAGACUUGCUACAAGGUGAAAAGAACUAGACGGAAAACCGACGAAGAAACCGCAAAGAGACACCGCAAAUCCAGACGCAAAUCGGACAAGCCCAAAAGAGUGGUAGUGGAGCCACUCAAACUCGAAGUGCCUUUACGUUGCCAUUACUGUGGCGACGCCUAUUACAACAACAUCGAUUACGCCCUCCACUCCAAGGAGCACCACCCCGAAAACAAAUAUUCCUGUCACCUCUGCGACUACACCAACACGUCGAAGUACCGCACCGAGGCCCACGUCAGGGCCCACGAAGGAUCCACCAAGUACCGUUGCGAGAUCUGCAACAAGCCCUUCAACAUCAGCACCCACGCCAAGGAGCACAAGUACUUCCACACCGGCGAGAAACCCUUCCAGUGUCAAAUCUGCGGGAAACACUUCAUGUUCUCGCGGAUACUGACCAAACACCGACGCACUUCCCACUACGAGAUCAUGUUCGGCAAACCCCUGGCCAAGUACGACUGUAAGGUGUGCGGCAAGCAUUACGAGUCUCUGCCCGGUCUCCAGAGGCACAUGUACAGCAACCACAACGACACCGGAGAGGAUUGGUCGGUCAUCUGCGACAUCUGCGGGAAGAAGAUCGCCACGAAGGAGAAGCUAAAGUACCACCUGCGCACGCACACGGGAGACAAGCCCUUUCCUUGUCCUCUGUGCCCGAAGAGGUUCCCCAAAAAGGAUCAGCUAAAGGAGCACGAGAGGGUGCACACCGGGGAAAAGCCCUUCAUGUGCAUGUACUGCGGGAAGAAUUUUGGGCAUAGGGCGCCUUACAGGUACCACAUUAAAACCCAUACGGGGGAGAGACCGUACACUUGUCCCAUCUGCGGCAAGGGGUUUAUUUCCAAGUCCGCGAAGGAAGGCCACGCAAACAGUUGCUUCAAGAAAUGGCUGAAACCCGCCAGAAGCCCGAAAAAAGUGAAAGAGGAAGACGAAUCGGAGACCGAGUGGAUACCAAAAGACGAAAAGCUUAAAAGAGAGAGACUGAAGAAGGAGAAACUGAAAAAACAGAAAGGGACCAAGGUAAAAAAGCAGAAGUUAAAAAAGUCGAAGAAAGAAGGCAAACCAAAGUCGACCAAGGAGAAGAAAUUACCAAAAAACAAGAGCCCGAAACGUCGACGAACCACGGAGGAACACCCUCCCCCCAUGGAGCUAGAGGAACCCAUAGAGUGCGAAGUCUGUAGCGAGACUUACAGAAACAACGUCGCUUUUGCCCUGCAUUCCAUAAGCCACAGCGACGACGGGAAGUACCACUGCCACCUGUGCACCUACAAGAACGCCUCCAAGUACCACCUGGAGAUGCACGUAAGAGCCCACGAGGGCGCUACCAAAUACAAAUGCGAGAUCUGCAACAAGGCCUUCACCGUGAGCACCCACGCCAUAGAGCACAAGUACUUCCACACGGGAGAAAAACCUUUCCAGUGCGAGAUAUGCGGCAAACACUUCAUGUUCUCCUGGUUCUUGGCGUCCCACCGCAGGACCUCGCACUACGAGAUCCUCACCGGCAGCCCCCUGGUAAAGUUCGACUGCACCAUCUGCAAAAAGCACUACGCCUCCGCCUCCGGCCUCAGAAGGCACAACUUGAAGAACCACAACGAGGCUGGAAUAGAUACGUCGGUACUGUGCGACAUAUGCGGGAAGAGACUAUCGAGCAGGGAAAAACUGAAGUUCCACCACAGGACCCACACGGGGUACAAGCCCUACGGAUGCCAGAUCUGCCCCAAGAGCUUCUCGAAGAAGGAGCAGCUGAUCGAGCACGUGAGGGUGCACACGGGGGAGAAGCCGUACGUGUGCAAGUACUGCGGCAAGGCUUUCACGCAGAGGACGCCGCUGAGGAUCCACGAGAGGACUCACACGGGGGAGAGGCCCAAUAUCUGCCCCAUUUGCGGCAAGGGCUUCGUCUCGAAGACGGCCGUGGAGAGCCACAUCAAGAGCUGCUACAAUAACCCCCAGGUGAUGAUCCAGGGACCUAUUCAAUACCCCUUUUACCCCGCCACUGCCACGCCUAUGACGCCAGUCGACCAAGGCGAGAUAGAACACAAGUUUUCUAUCAGUAACGCGUUUGUCGAGCACAGGCCGUGAGCAAUAGCUCCAUUUGUUGAAAUAAUAACGAAAUUGAUAACCUGUGCAGCAGCUGAAUUUGUUCUUUCCUUUUUUAAUACCUUAAAAUACAAGUACAUAUAUCAUUCAGCAUCACACACAGGCACACACACAUUUAAAUGAUUUAUUUUGUACCGGAAUGUAUUUCUUAUUUUCUUAGCAUUUUUGUAUUUUUGGCAAGACAUAAGGCAUAUAAUAUAAUAUCAUAUCCCAUAGAACAGGCUAAAAUUUAAUUCAAAAUUUAAUUGGGAAUUUGAUCAGCUAAUUGAUUGGAUUUAAAAAUUAUUGGUUGAUUUUUAAAUUCAAGCAAUCAGCUGCUCUGAUAUCAAAUUAAAUUCUUAAGAUGGCCUAGGAAAACAACUUAUCCAGAAAUUGUCGGGAUCUGCUACUGUCAAAAACAUGUCAGUUUAGCUUUAAACAUAAAAAAAAACACCGCCUUAUACGAUAUAUUGCCGUUGGUUUUUAGAUUUCAUUGCUUAUUACGAAAAAAUUGAAGUAAUAUAUUUUUGUUUGAUCGAUCAAGUUUACCAUUCCAUUUCAGUUGACUGGACGUGGACAGCCAGUAUAAAACUAUAGGGCAAUUAUGAAUACAUAAUGUUAUUUGUUAUACAAUAUAAUAAGGGUUAGGAAUAGUUUUAUAAAUAUUUUAUUUCGUCACAUCACAACUAAUAUUUAACAUAACAAAACAAUAAGUAGGUAAGGUCAUUGUUUUUAUUUGCAUUUUUGAAAUUUCCAUAUUUAUUCAAACUGAUUCAACUUUUUGCACAUUAUGUAGAUAUAAACGCUAUAGAAAGGAAGUUCAUUGAUUAUGGUUUCAGUAAAAAAUAAAUAAAUGGAUUUAUGCGACAAUUAAUAAUUUAUAAAGCAAUAACUAAAUUAGUACAUGUUUCAAAUAUAGGUCUAUAUUUCGCAGUUAUUUUUUCCUACUCCAAAUAUAAUGUAUUUUCCUAAUCACAUCAAGAAAACUGUUUUUAUUAAACAUUCUAAGAUUAUUAAUAUUAUUAUUUCAUUUUGUCGAAUUUAAAGUUUUUCAUCCCAGAACCCUUUAAUUAAUGCAAAGACCAAUUUUUUUGUUUGAUGAAUUUUACAAUGAUGCAAUACAAUAAUGUGUCAUGCAUUAAGUAUGUUAAUAUUUUUAUAAAUUGUAUUUAAGGAUCACGUUUAUUUUUGUGGUUUAGAGUUAUUAUUAUGUAAUAGGUAUGUAUAUUUUAUAAAAGUUUUAAAAUGCACUAGCAUAUGGUUCAAUGAUUUAUAAAAAAUUGUUUAAAUCAAUAAAAGGUUGUACUUACGGUUGCAUUUCUCAUUUCUGCGCUCCCCAAAAUUAAGUUUGUAUUUAAAAUUGCA
Messenger RNA from Anoplophora glabripennis (Asian longhorned beetle), 4467 nucleotides. Its product is annotated as zinc finger protein 585A. The coding region runs from base 1 to 3105 and encodes 1034 amino acids. The record is from RefSeq and is a predicted model, not a curated record. Lineage: Eukaryota; Metazoa; Arthropoda; Insecta; Coleoptera; Cerambycidae. The transcript has 4 exons.